This is a messenger RNA of Trypanosoma grayi, 558 nucleotides long. RefSeq names its product putative receptor-type adenylate cyclase GRESAG 4. NCBI's taxonomy places the organism in Eukaryota, Euglenozoa, Kinetoplastea, Trypanosomatida, Trypanosomatidae. The record is from RefSeq and is a predicted model, not a curated record. The transcript has a single exon. Bases 1 to 558 code for a protein of 185 amino acids.
AUGUACCAGCUGAACGCUGUGCCCGGGCGCACCUUCGCCGCACUGCGGCUCGAUCAGGGUGUGGCUGAAUUGGAUGAUUUUGAAAAUGAAGGUAUUUCGCUGACUUCUUCCUCCAAAAGUGCUCUUUCGGGUGGUGGUGAGAGUCCUCUUUUCAGGAUACUGACGGAUCUGUUCGCACCUCUUCCUCUGCUUCAGAGGUGGAAGGUUGCACAAGUGAUUGGUGAACGUUGGAAAGUACCGAUGCCCUCGAAGAAACGAACUGAUAAAGCUGAGAUGUGUCAAGAGGUUGUUGGAGUUUUGGCAGCGAAGCUCGGUAAUGUGAUCGCCCGUAAGUCUGGGUUGUCCAAUGCUGGCCGGGAUGGUGGUAUUGAAUCUUUAACCCAUUAUUUACACUCGGGAAGGGGUUCUGAUCACCCUAGAGUGUCUGUUCGCAUGUCUUCUGUACUAAGUGCGGAGAGGCCAAGCGGUGUGUAUGAUUAUAUGGUAUCUGGAGGAAGUUCCUUUAAAGAGAGCACAACUGUCGAGGUGUUUGCUCCACCGGGUUUGUUGAAGAAGUAA